CCGGGCGCGACAGAGGUUAUAAAAGGCGGCGGUGAGCCGGCACAGACUAAUCUGUGAGGGAAGUGGAGCGGAGCGGCGGGCCGCUAUGGAGCUGGCGCUGAAGGUGGGAGUCCUGGUGCUGAUCGCGCUGGUCGGCCUGGGAAAGGCGGAUGAGGCACCAAAGGUGGAGGUGUACUCCCGCACGCAAGCCGUAGAGGGAGAGGAAAACACCCUCAACUGCUUCGUGAGUGGUUUCCACCCUCCGAAGAUUGACAUCACCCUCCUCAAGAACGGGGAGCCCAUGAGCAACGUGAACUACGCAGACAUGUCCUUCAACAGCAAGUGGCACUUCCAGCGCCUGGUAUACGCGCCGUUCACUCCCAAGAAGGGUGAUGUCUAUGUUUGCAAGGUGGCCCAUUCCACCUUCACGGAGCCACAGUCCUUCCGAUGGGAUGCAGACUUCUAAGCUGUGUCUGGGAUGAUCACGGUCUGAAGAAUUCUGCCUUGCAAGUCAAAAUCUUCUUGAGCUUCUGUCCUUUUUAUUCACAUUAGUAGGCAUGGUGAUGUUGGGUUGGUUGGACUUGAUGAUCUUAAAGGUCUUUUCCAACUUUAAUGAUUCUAUGAUUCUAUUCUUUGAUCUCACUUGUGAAUAUGAUGAACAAAGGCAAUAGUCAUAGAGUUCAUUCUCUAUAACGCUUAUCGUUAGAAUAUAAUUUCACAAAGAAAUAUGCGAGCUAGGCUUUUUUUUUGAGCACAUAGCUGUAAAUGUCCAUGUUACUGAUUAAAAAGUAAUUUUAGCUCUUCAGUGCUCUGAAUUGUAAUGGAUUUUUAUCUUAAUAAAAUUGGAGGACUUUGGUGUGGUCCUUAAAAUGUUUCUUCACAGUCA
Molecule: messenger RNA, 865 nt
Organism: Grus americana (Whooping crane)
Lineage: Eukaryota; Metazoa; Chordata; Aves; Gruiformes; Gruidae
Gene: B2M
Product: beta-2-microglobulin
Exons: 4
Coding region: 86-445 (119 amino acids)
Biological process (GO): peptide antigen assembly with MHC class II protein complex; positive regulation of T cell activation; immunoglobulin production involved in immunoglobulin-mediated immune response
Cellular component (GO): MHC class II protein complex
Molecular function (GO): MHC class II protein complex binding
Source: RefSeq, a predicted model, not a curated record